Molecule: messenger RNA, 4056 nt
Organism: Myodes glareolus (Bank vole)
Lineage: Eukaryota; Metazoa; Chordata; Mammalia; Rodentia; Cricetidae
Source: RefSeq, a predicted model, not a curated record
AUGCAGAGGUCCUCGUGGAGAGCAAAGAAUGACUCCACACUUUGUGUGGUUCAGCCCAUGUCCAGGGUGACGAAAAACACCCCGCGGGUGUCAGUAGGAAUCGUACUGAACAAGGACACUCAUGUGAAUCUGAACAAUAAGAAUGAUCGCAAGGCCCUGGUGGCAGUGGACCCUGGCAAUCACACGGCCCCACGGCGCUGUGCCUGCACGGCCGGCUACCACUGGAACCCAGACUGCGAGUGCUGCCGCCGGAACAUGGAGUGCGAGCCUGGCUUCGGGGCCAAGCAUCCCUUGCGGCUCAACAUGGACACGGUGUGCACACCCUGCCUCCUGGGCUUCUUCUCAGAUGUCUUCUCAUCCACGGACAAAUGCAGACCCUGGACCAACUGUUCCCUCCUUGGAAUGCUAGAAGCACAGCCAGGGACGAAGAAAUCAGACACCGUCUGCAGCUCUUCCCUGACGCUGACAAAACCACCCAAGGAAGCCCAGAUUUACCUGCCCAGUCUCGUCAUUCUGCUCCUCUUCGUCUCCGUGGUGUUAGUUGCCGCCAUCAUCUUUGGUGUUUACUACAGGAAGGGAUGGAAAGCGCUGACAGCUAAUUUGUGGAACUGGGUCAAUGAUGCUUGCAGCAGCCUAAGUGGAAGUCAGGAGUCCUCGGGUGACUGUUGUGUUGGUACACACUCAGCAACCUCCGGUCAGCAAGAAGCAUGUGAAGGAGUGUUACUAAUGACUCUAGGGGAGAAGACGCGUCUAGAAGACAUGUGCUAUCUGGAAGGUGGUUCUGGGGUCUGUGGGCCUGUGUGUGCCGCAGGUGGGCCCUGUGCAGAGGGUGGAGAUGCCAGGAUGUUAACAUUGGUCAGCGAAGUCGAGAUCCAGGGGGACCUCUCGAGGAAGAUUCCCACGGAGGAUGAGUACACAGACCGGCCCUCACGGCGCUCCGAUGGUUCACUGUUCCUGACCCAGCCCGGGAGCAAAUCCACACCGCCUUUCCAGGAGCCUCUGGAAGUUGGGGAGAAUGACAGUUUAAGCCAGUGUUUCACAGGGACGGAGAGCACGGCUGAGUCUGAAGGCUGCAGCUUCCUUGCGCCCCCAUGCAGAACUGAUUGUAUCCCUUUGUCCCCUGAAAAGUACUUGAAAAGAGAAAUAGAGGAUGCCAGUUGCCUGCCCUGGGUGGCCAGCUCCAACUCAGCAGACGGCUUCGCGGGCUGCGGAAACACUCCUGGGGAGGACCACGAGCCGCUUCUGGGUUCUCUGAAAUACGGACCCUUGCCCCACUGUGCCUACAGCAUGGGCCUUCCCAGCGAAGCAGCAGCCAGUAUGGCAGAGGCAGGAGAACAGCCCCAGGACAGGGCUGAUGUAAAGCUUCCAGGCUCGGAGAGGGGAGCCUCGGGGUCUGGGGGUUCCCCCAGUGACCAGCCACCUGUAUCUGGGAACGUGACGGGAAACAGCAAUUCCACGUUCAUCUCUAGCGGGCAGGUGAUGAACUUCAAGGGCGACAUCAUCGUGGUGUACGUCAGCCAGACCUCGCAGGAGGGCCCGGGCCCUGCGGAGCCGGAGCCGGAGCCGGAGCCCAUGGGCCGCCCGGUGCAGGAGGAGACGCUGACGCGCAGAGACUCCUUCGCGGGCACAGCUCCGCGCUUCCCCGACACGCGUGCCACCGGGGCCGGGCUCCAGGAACAGGGCACAUUCGGGACCAAGGAAGGGACAUCGCAGCCCGUGCAGGAGCAGGGCGGGGCGCAGGGCUCACGCCGUACCCUGGGCUCUGGACAAUGUGCAGAAUGACCCCUGAAUCCUCUGCCUGCCCUGGGCACAGAGCACCAGGGCUUUCACUAAACAGAUGUGUCCUGGCUAUCACUGCACACCUCCUCGCAGCGGCCGACUGCUGGUGUGGUGGUGAAGCCCCUCACUUCCCGUGCCUCUCCUCUGCUUUCCACCACCUGGUGUCAUUCAGUUUGGCUUUUUUUUUUUUUUUUGGCAACGUUGGUGUCCUACCUUAUUGAGGUCUGUACCCCACCCUAGUAUUUAUAUUUCACUUGCUUUUGUAGUGUGCUUCUUGAUGCUGUCUCUUCUUUCUGUCUCGACUAUUUAAGGGUUUUUGUUUUGUUUUUUAUUUUAUUUUAUUUUUGACAAUUCUGAAGGUGCUGUCUCCUUUACAUUAUUUUGCACUCCAUCCUCCAGCAGUCUGGCACGGGCUUCUGCCAGUGUCCUCCAAGCACUUUUGGGAAUAGGCCAGAUUGUAAAGCUGGGGUCUGAAGUGCAAGAAAUGAGUAGAGGGAUUCUUCUUUUCUGGAAAUAUUCUGUGUCUCAAGUUUUUUUCUCAAAAGAAGGGAGAACCUGCCCCGCCCCCCCCAACAACAACAAGCAAGCUUGUCAGAUUGCAUAGAUAGAUCCUUGAGAACUAAGUUCAGGGUGUGUGGCCUUGUUUUGUACCUGUUUUGUUUUGUUUGUUUCUUGUUUUGUUUUCUUUUGCCACAGUGACAGGUACUUGGCCACUAAUCUCAAAGAAAAAAAAUCUAGCCUUUGUGGUUUGGCAUUCUUAAUUUUAUAUGAUUUAAAUGCUGUCUAGAAAAGGUGGAAAGGGUGAAUAGAACAUGGGACCAAAGGAAAAAAAAGAAGGUACCAGGGAAAUUCAAGAAAGAAUGUUGCUGGGCGGUGGUGGCGCACACCUUUAAUCCCAGCACUCGGGAAGCAGAGGCAGGUGGAUCUCUGUGAGUUUGAGGCCUGCCUGGUCUACAGGAGCUAGUUCCAGGAUAGACACCAAAGCUACAGAAAAACUCUGUCUGGGGGGGGGGAGAAAGCCCCCACCCCAAAAAAAGAAGAAAAGAAAGAAUGAAUAAAAUUGACGUGCUGAUUUGCGUAAUCUCUUUCUACAGAAGGAUGUUAGAAAUGUGUUUAGGCAGUAGGCCCUCUUUUCUUCCACAGUAUUUGUGCAUGAGUUAUUCAGUUUUAUGGAAGUAAAAAAAGCCCACUGUGUGUGUGUGUGUGUGUGUGUGUGUGUGUGUGUGUGUGGUGUUUGUGUGUCGCUUGCGCAUUUAAGUUACAGACCAGGAGAUCUAGAGAGUUGAUUUGCCGUUAAGAAGGCUGAGAGCCUCAGUUCAGUACCCAACCCUCCUGGGCAGCUCACAGCUACUGUAACUCCAGCUCCAGGCCUCCACAGGCAACUGCACAUAUGUGCAUAUAAAAACUCAAAUUUCCAUGACACGACCGUAAGAAAAUUAAUUAUCCUACAGUGAUUUUCUUUUGGCGUGGCCCUUUUGCAAUGAAGCAGUUAAGACUGAACGUGGCCACUGGAUGGGUUUACCACGAGAGCUGGUUCUCAGAUACUCCAGAAGGGCUAAGGCAAGCACUUAAGCAGACUGCACGCAGCUUUGUAAUCCGAUAGGUUGUGGGCCUGUUAAUGACAGUCACCGUACAGCCACGGAUACCCAGCUGAACAGAAGGCCCAUCUGUCGCCGGCUUCCCCGGAGAUCACAGCAGUUGAUUGUGAUUUGAAUGCGGAAGCAGAGAAUGGCUCUGUAACUUGUGGGCUCUUUCUCCGGGAAAUAAGUGCCGGGCUGGGAUGUGCAGUGAUCGAAUUCUGUUAAUCUCCUCUGAAGAGAGAUGCGACUCAAUUCAACAAAACCAUCAUACCUUUUAGUGAGGAAUGUAUUAAAUAAACCCCACAAAGUGGGGUGCAGAGCUAAACACCCACCUCCACUGUCACCAUCUCUCUGAACCAACUUCACCUUUGUAUUUCCGUUCUUCCCUGUACAAAGCCAAUAAUGAUAACUUAACAUCAUUUUCCUCCCCAGAGAUAUCAACAGGAUGCUUCAGUGAAGUUAAAGUACCUUGAACUCCUAAAAUCAAAGUACUAAGGGCAUUAAGAAUCUACUUUGUGGCCGGUGGGGGGGAGAUAUGGUUCCCCACACAGUGGUCCCCACUAAUGUUGUUAUAUUGGUUCAAAGCCAACCGAAUGACAGGAAAUACAUGACGAAGACAGAUAUAUGCAUGUGUGUAGUCAAAUGUUUGUGACAAGUAUAAACAAUAUAAUGAAAAAUGUUUCAAUGACCUGGUAAA